AUGUCAAACGAGAUUAUUGCAAAUUUUCCAACUUGGUAUAUUAUCACUGAAAAUGUCACAGAAGGUAUUUUAUUUCUAGCAACUAUAAUAUCUCUACCUCUUUAUUUGCUUGAAAUAUUUCUAAUUUAUCGAAGUCGUUCGAAUGUUUUUCGUGGCCCAUUUUAUAGAAUUCUAUUAACUGGAAUGAUAAUUGAUAUAUUUUCGGCUAUCAAUAUUUUUCUUGGUCAAAUAAUUCCAGCAAAAAAUUGGUUCAGUUUUCUAUACACUGAUGAUCAAAAUGGAAAUUAUCUCGGAAAAGUGUUCUAUACAAUAACAUAUGGUGGAAGGUGUAUCCAAGGUGCAACAGCAAUGCUUUUAGCAUUUAAUCGUGUAUCAGCUGUUUGUUUUCCAUUAUUUUAUCGAAAAAUGACAAAUUCUUUUUGGAGUAUUAUUAUGAACUUUAUUCAAACAUCUGGUGGAUUUGCUUCUCUCAUUCUGAUUUUUCCAAAAUCUUAUACUUAUUAUUCUGAAAAUGAUGGAUUUUAUGCUGCUUUCAAUGAUCAGAAUUUCAGAAAAUGGUUCUAUAUUUUUGUAUCAUUGUUGGAAGUGUUAUUUGUGAUUUCUAUUGUUUUUUUCAAUAUUGCUACUUUGGCAUCUUUCCAUUUUUCAAUUAAACUAGUAAGUUCCUAGAACUCACACCGAGAACAUUUCAAUUUUCAGUCUGGCUCAUCAAAUUCAUUAAAUCGUAGAAACUCACAAGUAAAUCAGAGAAUUUCUUCGGAAAAGCAACGAGUUGAACAAAGUAUGACCAGAAUGUCAUUUAUUGUUUGUACAGUUGAAGUUAUUUAUUUCGUUUUCAUAGUUUAUACUCUUUUAUUACAUUCAAAUAUGAACAAACGAUAUUUUUACUAUUUCUAUAAUAUUUUAUGUAUUUUCUACUCAACAUUUUCCGCUUGGAUGCUCAUCUUAUUUUCACCACCGAUCAAAUUGCAAAUUAUGAGGUAACUAAUCAAGUCAUGUGGUUUUUUGGUUGUUAAUAUGAUUCAUAUGAUUCGUAAUAACAAUGAACAGAAUAUUUUUUACAGGAUUGUAAAAUGGAAAACAACAUCAAUGAAUGAAGCUAUACGAAUCACAACAAUUGAACUCCAAAAAUCAAAUAAUUCAGUGUUCCAAUAA
This is a messenger RNA of Caenorhabditis angaria, 1155 nucleotides long. NCBI's taxonomy places the organism in Eukaryota, Metazoa, Nematoda, Chromadorea, Rhabditida, Rhabditidae. The record is from the annotation of a GenBank genome assembly.